Messenger RNA from Lingula anatina, 1846 nucleotides. Its product is annotated as glycogenin-1. Lineage: Eukaryota; Metazoa; Brachiopoda; Lingulata; Lingulida; Lingulidae. The record is from RefSeq and is a predicted model, not a curated record.
CACUGAUUGGUCAGUUGUGAAAAUCACAUGGUCAAGGGUGAAAGCCGUGAAUGAGAGAAGAUGGCACCUCCACAGCAAGUUGAAGAUGAGGCCUUCGUCACCUUGGCAACCAGCGACACGUACGCCCUGGGCAGUCUGGUGUGGGGGCAGUCUCUACGCAGAGUGGGCACCACGCGGAAGCUCGUAGUGAUGAUAACUCCUGGUGUUUCACACGGCAUACGACAGCAGCUAGGGUCAGUCUUUGACCUGUUAGAGGUAGUGGACGUACUGGACAGCAGAGACACCAUUAACCUUGGUCUCCUGGAGCGUCCAGACCUCGGGGUCACCUUCACCAAGUUUCACGUCUGGAGGCUGACACAGUUCAAGAAAUGUGUGUUCAUGGACUCUGAUACUAUGGUGCUACAAAACAUAGAUGAACUAUUUGAGCGUGAGGAGUUUUCAGCGGCGCCAGACCCUGGCUGGCCAGACUGCUUCAACUCAGGAGUGUUUGUACUGCAGCCCUCUCUACAGACAUACCAGAACUUACUGGCCUUUGCCAUGACAGUAGGGAGUUUUGACGGUGGAGAUCAGGGCUUACUCAAUCUAUACUUUAAAGACUGGGCGUACACAGACAUCCAAAAACAUCUUCCCUUUAUCUACAAUGUUGUAUCCCAGGCAUUUUAUAGUUACCUGCCUGCGUUGAAACAAUUUGGUGCCAAUAUCAAAGUGGUCCACUUCAUCGGCCCAGUGAAGCCAUGGAUGCACAAAUACAACACUGCUACAGGAGAGGUGAUCCCUGAACCCGGGACAGGGCACCAUGGUACCUUCCUCCAGCAGUGGUGGAACAUCUUCAUGGAGUUGGUCCAGCCCAAGAUGGACCCUACUUAUCUGGUGACACUGGUUUACUGGCCUCCCAGCCCCCCCUCGGCACCCUGGGAACCAAGUGGUCCCUCUCCCCUUCCUCCUCCUCCUCCUCCUCCUCAGCACCAUCAUCAACCCCAACAAGAACAGUACCAGAUGUUUUCUCCCUUCAGCCCUCCGCAGGUUGAAACUUUCUACCAUCCUCCUGCUCCUCAGCCCAGUGAGCAGCCAGAACACGUGGUUCCGCACCAGGAACCAAGAACAUUCCACCAUUAUGAGUCGUUUUAUUCUGAGCCGCCAAUGUCACAGUUCAACUACGAAGCUCCGCCGAGGCAGGAGUAUACGGCUAAUGACUUUCAGAAAGAUUUCUCGCCUGAAAAUGGGGUGGAGAGAAAACCAGCUUGUGAUGAUAAUGUAGAAUUGCCUUUGCUCAAACAGGAACAGGAGGACCAUGGGGCCUCCCAGGGCGCCAGCGAGGUCGCUGACACGGAUUAUGCCUCAGCAGACUCUAAGUCUCUGGGAGAUAUUUGCGAUGGCGAAACCACAGACACUGUAGAUAAGAAUUACUCUGAAAACGAGUCUAAUGCAGAGACGUAUCACACAGCAGAGAAUGGGGACGGUGACGAUGAUGAUGAAUCAGAAAUUGCUCAAGAUGAAGAAGAGAUUGAAACAGAAUCAGAGACGGAUUCUUACUAUUCUGAUAUUGACUCGGGGCGAUACAGCCCCGUAGACCAUACGAUCGAUUUGCUUGGCAAUGGGAAGGAAGAUGAAGAGAUAGAGGAGGAGGAAGAAGAAGAGGGGGAGGAGGGAGAAAAAGGAGGAGUGGAAAUUCUUAAAAAGAGAGAAAAGAGUGAGAUGCUUCAUUUCUCUUCACAGGAAACAGAGGAGGUACUUUUUAAUCAUUGGCCAUUACAAGUCAGGUGGCUGGCUUCUCGGCUUCUGAUUGGCUGUUGUAUAUCAUGUGACUGGUUUAUGAUUGGCUGAGUGGGGCUUUAUGGCUGCAUCA